Messenger RNA from Durusdinium trenchii, 2653 nucleotides. The record is from the annotation of a GenBank genome assembly. Lineage: Eukaryota; Dinophyceae; Suessiales; Symbiodiniaceae.
UAGAUCAUUGGCAAAUCGUUGGUUCAGACCUAUGUGGCCCACAAGCUGUUGGAGAGGCUGCUGGGCCUGGCUACAGUCCAAGCCACAGCCUGUGCUAGAAGAUGUGGUAGCAGAGGCUUGGUGCCGUGUGCUUGCCCUUCCUAGUGGAGGUGUUCAACCCAGCGAUAGCUUUGUUGCGCUGGGCGGCGAGUCACUGUUGGCUUUGCGGGUUUGUGCAGCCUUGCGCUAUGAGUUUGCAGGGAGUGAGGUGCCAGACGACGAUGAGGCUCCGGGCGGAGACCAGGCUCAGUAUGGUCAGCUGUUUGGCGCUUUUGCCGUGUCCGAGCUCUUGAGAGCGCCAAGCCUUGCGGCAUACUGUGAGUGUCUUCGGCUUCAGGGUGUCACUGGUGCACUAACUUCGACGACGUCGAUCUCGGCAUCUCACACAGGGGCUGAACGAGCUUUAGAAGUCUUGGAGGAGACAUCUGGACGACGUUUAUUGUGCCAAUCUGCACGACAACGGGGAGCAGGCGCUCGGGAAGCUCUUGUGAGGCUGCUGGAUUCUGUGAGCCCACAGGAAUCUGCGCGAUGGUGUGGAGCAACAAGGGAUUCGGGCUUCAAUGCACUCCAUGCCGCUGCGCAGUCCGGUGCAGUGGAAUGCCUUCAGCUAUUGCUGGAGCGCAAGGCGAAGACCACUUCCACGGAAGCUGGUGCUGCUAUGACGCCCAUGCAUUAUGCGGCAAUGGCUCAAGAGCCUGAAGCGCUGGAUUCACUGCUUGCGGCCAAAGCGCCUCUGACAGUGCGGGACGCGCGGGGACAGUCGCUUUUGCACGCUGCUGCCCGCAGUGGCUCAAGUGAAUGCUUGCAGCGGCUGCUGCAAAGGUCCAAGGAGAAGGAUGGUAGCAGGGAGAGGCCACCCAGAAACACAGAAGCGCGGAAGUUGCUAGAAUGGAGUGAUAGAUGGGCCCGCACUGCAGUUCAUUGGGCAGCCCUCAACGGACAUGUCGAGGCGCUCAAGCUUUUGCUGGAAUUCAAGGCAAAUGCAGCACCCAAGCCCAUUACCGAGCACCAGAUGGCCAAGAGGACUCACCUCACACAGGAGCAGCCCCUGGAAUUGGCACAGCGCGUGCAUGGCCCUGACAGUGAGGUGGUCCAUCUUCUCCAAAAAGCCUUGCGACAAGAGGGACAAUGGGAGGAGAAAGAGGAUGAGGAUGCUCAGCUGCCCCAGUACGUGAUGACUUUGAGCCAAGGAGGUUUGGACCGCUUGGCACUCUGGGAGCUUCGACGAUUGAAGGCGAAGAGCAUAAAGCGGGUGCAAUGCCGCAUUUUCUUCCGUGCAGCAUGUCCACCUGCCGCUUUGGCAUCCUUGAAAUCUGCCGAAAAGGUAUGCGCGGUGGUCUUGCAUGCCGAUGGCCGCGACUUGGCAACUGUGUUGCAAGGAAAAGGUACCGAUGACGAAAAACUGGAGGUCUUGGCAGCGUGGUUAGUAAAUGCCGCCGGUUGGCCCAAAGCUGUGGCCACAUGGUGGAAAUUCAACGGGAUAUCACAGGAAGACCAUGAAGGUGGAGUGUUGACGUUCAAGAUCACUUGCAGACGCUCUGGCAAGAAGUUUGCACAGAUCUCUUCGCAAGGAUUAGCGGUGGUAGCCGCAUCGGCAAUUACUGCCCAACAAGGCUGGCGAGCGCAGGUGCGACGACCUGACAUGGAGAUUCGAAUUCUUGUGAGCGACUCCGACCUUCUGCUGGACCUGCCUCUCCUUGUACAGAACUUCAUGCGGAUUGGCGGGGAGCUGUCCUCCUCUGGCAUGGCAGCACCUGUCGCUUGGGCCAUGGCACGCUGCGCUGAGCUCAAGCCAGGUGAAACAGUCCUGGACCCCAUGUGUGGUAAGGCAGUGAUUCUGGUGGAGGCGGCAUUGAGUUGGCCCCUUUGUCACUACCUUGGUGUCGACAUUGAUGCAGAUCAAUUGACAGGUGCCAAUAGCAAUGCAUUUUUGGCCCAUGCCAGUGGCGCGCGGCUGGACCUGCUUCAAGGUGAUGCAUGCAAAUUGCCGUUGCCUGAUGCCUCAGUUGAUGUGGUGAUUUGCGAUAUCCCCUAUGGGCGGCAAUAUGGCACCAUUGAGGAAUGCCGAGAUACCUUGUACAAGGCUAUAUUGAAGGAGCUCGAUCGAGUCAUUCAACGUGGCCCAGCUGGUCGGGCUAUUCUUAUUUCCUCCUUGGAGCAGGAGCCUUGGGUCUUCAAAGAGGCACAGCUGGAGUCAACAGAGGCAGUAUGGCGCUGCACGGCACGUCGAGAGUUGAAGCUGGGCUUCCUAGAUGCAUCGAUGUUCGUGCUGCGUCGAAGAGUACCAGGCCAACAAGCUGGCGAGCUGCCAGAAUUGUCCAAAAGGCUGUGGCUCCUCGCUUGCAAGAAUGAUCAGAAUGUAGCAGCCAGAUGCUACCGCCAGGUGUCGGUGGUGAGUUUAUGGGCAGCGAGUGGGAAAAGGUUGGCACACUAGAAUAGGAGCAUGUAUCUAUUAUUUCAAAGAAACUGGCACAAAUAGAUGUUGCUUGCUUUUAUGGGAAACAUGAGGUGGGAAACUUCGGCUGGUCGAGGAGAUUGGGCUUCUUUGAAGGUGUCCGAACGUCCACCAAUGCAAUCAACAAGAAAUCGAGAAAUUUAAAUAAUUUCAAGUUGG